Molecule: messenger RNA, 6365 nt
Organism: Myxocyprinus asiaticus (Chinese sucker)
Lineage: Eukaryota; Metazoa; Chordata; Actinopteri; Cypriniformes; Catostomidae
Product: toll-like receptor 13
Exons: 2
Coding region: 260-3172 (970 amino acids)
Biological process (GO): toll-like receptor signaling pathway; inflammatory response; immune response
Cellular component (GO): membrane
Molecular function (GO): protein binding; transmembrane signaling receptor activity
Source: RefSeq, a predicted model, not a curated record
UUAAUCUGAAUUUAAAGAAUUUCCUUAAAGGACUUGAUUGUUCUAGAGUAUUUCAAAAAAGGUUUGGUUGACUUUUAAAUAGAUAAGAUAUGUGGAUAGAUGUGUUUUUUUGGUUUCCUAUGAAAAAAAGCAUCAUUUGAACUUCAAGAAGGCUUCAGAUCUUACAUGAUCUAACAUAUUAAUAUCUUAAAGUAAUAUCACGAUCAACAUUCACUUUUUUAUUAUUUCCACAGCCUUUAUAGGUAAUUGGUGAUAUGUGAUGUGGAACUACACUUUGCCCAUGGAUACUGAACCAAAGAAAAGAAGAUGGAGAAUGCUGACGGGAUGUUUUAAGCAGUUUAAGUGUUUACAACACCUCAAAAUGUUGAAAAGAGAACAAGGAAACUAUUUUUUUAAACAUUGCCGUUCGCUGUCAGUACUGUUUUACUGCUGCGUAUUCAUAAAACUUGUAAAUGGUUACUCAUUAAAGAACUGUACCGUCAGAGGGUCUUUAAAAUAUGCACAAAAUAUAAAUGUGUUCUGUAAUAAGAGGUCUCUCCAUGCAGUACCAGUGAAAAUACCAGACAGAACUACAUACUUGGACAUUUCUUGCAAUGUCAUAUGUAAGAUAAACAGGAGGGAUUUAACUCAACUCUUCAACCUUAGCUGUCUAAUUGCAACACACAACAAGAUCCAGGAAGUGGAGGAAGGGGCUUUCAGCAGUUUGGUGGCUUUGCAGGAGUUAAAUCUGGCCUACAACAAACUGAGAAAUAUCACAGGAGGACUCUUUCAAAACCUGGUUAAUCUCACUGUCCUACAUCUGAAUGAAAACUUGAUUACAAAUAUCAACUCCUCUUCAUUCGAUCCCCUUAUCAGUUUAAAAACUGUUAAUCUGUCCAGAAAUCAUCUGGGGCAUAUAAACAAAGUGCACCCUCUCUUCUUAUUACCACAAUUACAGGAACUGCACAUUGGGAGUAAUGGGAUUACCUCAUUUCAGACCUCUGAGGUGUCUAACAUAUCCUUAAGACUGGAAGUACUGGAUUUAUUCCAAAACCCUUUGAAGGUAUUCAGUAUAACUGCAGAUAUUUUCCCUCACCUUGACAGUUUGGUCUUGGCUUUUGUCAAUGAAAAUAUGACAUGGGAUGUGCAGGACAAAAGGUAUUUUCAAAGUGUGAAGAGUCUAAAUUUAAAUGGAGUACAAAUGCCCCCAGAGAAGAUCACAGGUCUCCUUCAAACCUUUAACUCUUCUUUAGCCAGCCUGUGGCUACACCACCUGGGAGAAGGAAAAGUGAAAGCUUUGAUUAAGAAUGUCUGUCUGAUUGAUUCUCUGAAAAUUCUCAGCUUGCAGGGGAACAACAUUUCAUCCAUAUCAAAGGAUGAGAUGCAAUUCUGCACACAGUUAACCCAGCUUGAUCUCUCCAACAACAGACUAUUCACUGUCCCUGAGGUCAUCAGCAACCUUCCAGGUCUUCAUAUCUUGGACCUCACCUUCAAUGCAAUUAAGACCAUACGCUGUAUAGAUUUUGCCAACUUAACUCAGUUACGAGUCCUUCAGAUCUACACAAAUGCUGUGUCUUCUAUUGAAGACUGUGCUUUUAGGGAUCUGAGAAACUUAGCAACUCUAAUGAUUGGAUCUAACAAACUGUCUUUUAAAGGUUAUUUAAAAAAAGGUCUUCAAAAACUUAAGAGUUUGGAUUUAGCACAUAACAACCUGGAUUCUCUCCACAAGGGAGAUUUUGAGUCCUUAAGAUCACUCAAGAAUUUGUCCCUACAAGACAAUCAAUUAUCAUUUAUUGAACCGGGGGCCUUCAAUGGACUGAACAAUUUGAUUUUUUUGAACUUGCAAUCAAACAAGAUCUCUCAGAAUUCAAUAAAAGACUUAGUGUUCUCUGGACUUCCAAACCUAAAAAUACUUCUGCUGAACAACAACUAUAUUUCAUAUGAGAGUCAAGAGGCUCUUGUACACCCACCCUUUCAAUAUCUGAACAAGCUAAAGACUCUGAACAUUUUUAGUCAAGGUCAUAAAGGGAUGCGUAAUUUACCCUCAAACUUUUUUGAGGGACUGAGGUCUUUGGAAGAACUUCAGGCUGAGAAUCUUAAUAUUUACUCUUUACAUCCAGAUACAUUUACUUACACUCCUUACCUGUGGGUGCUGGAUCUCAGCAGAAAUGAAUUGAUCUCACUCUCAAAAGAAAUACUUCUGCCUCUCCAGGUACUAAAGACACUUCACCUGUCCAAAGUUGGUUUGCAAUCUUUGGACUUUCUUAUUCAGGCAAAUCUCAGUAAACUGCAUCUGUUGCAUGUCAGCAAGAAUGCAUUAUCAGUCAUCAAUGAGACUGUGAUCCAUUCUCUUCCAACACUGAUUUAUCUUGAUCUACAAGAAAAUUAUCUCUCAUGUGACUGUAGCAAUGACUGGUUCAUCAACUGGACCAUAAGUAGCAAUGACACAGAGGUUGAGAGCGCUUAUCAGUUGACAUGCAAUUACCCAGACAAACUCAAAGGACAUAAACUCCUGGAUCUUGAUGUAGGUUCUUGUAAUAUAGAUGUUGGAUUUUUCUGUUUCAUUUCCACAACCACUUUGGUCUCACUGACCCUUCUCAGCUCCUUCCUUUUUCACUUCUUGAAAUGUCAGGUCAUUUAUACCUACUAUCUAUUCCUUGCUUUUCUCUAUGAUAGCAGACAACAGAAAAAGAGAAAGCUUAAUGGUUUCCAGUAUGAUGCUUUUAUUUCAUAUAACACACAUGAUGAAUUGUGGGUAAUGAGGGAGCUAUUGCCUCAGCUGGAAGGUGAGCAGGGUUGGAGGUUUUGCCUGCAUCACAGGGAUUUUGAACCAGGGAAACCCAUCAUGGAUAAUAUUGUCGAUGGCAUUUACAGCAGCCGCAAAACCAUCUGUGUGAUUAGUCGACACUAUCUGGAAAGUGAGUGGUGUUCCAGAGAGAUCCAGGUGGCCAGUUUCCGUCUCUUUGAUGAGAAAAAAGAUGUUCUCAUCUUAGUAUUCCUGGAGAAUAUUCCAAGCCAUCAGCUGUCUCCAUACUACAGGAUGAGGAGGCUAAUCAAGAAGAGGACAUAUCUCAGCUGGCCCCAACCAGGAGAGGACGUCAGGGGUUUUUGGCAGAAACUGGGAAUGGCUCUGGGGACUCAACGCACUACUGAAAAGGAAAGUCCUAUUCUCUCAAAUUUUGGGGUGGUCUAAGAUACUGGUAUGCUGACUAAAACAACUGUUCUAUAAAUAAAUAAAUAAAUAAAUAUAUAUAUAUAUUUUACAAUGUGUUUUUAUGCAUUUUAUUUUCCUAUUUUUUAUUCUAUUUUAUUAUCUUUAUCCCUAAUUCUAUUUUUAUUUUUAAAAAUAUAUGUGAACACCUGUAAAGCACUUUAGGGCAUUAAUAACAAAAAUAUUUUAAGCCAGGGAAUGCAAAAUUUAUCUUAAUGUUCAUCUAACUAUAAAAACUUAAGUGGUGACCUAUAUGAGAGUGGAGUGUUGAGAUCUUUUGAAAAUUUGGUUCAACAUUUUGGGAUCCCCAGAUCUCAGUUUUAUAGGUAUUUACAACUGUGCCACCUGCCCUGUACUAUUUCUGGGAGUAGCAUACACCCCCCUAAAGCGGCAGACACUCUAGGAGUGGUGAUUACUGCUUUUGGAAAAGAUCAUGAGGCAUCAGUGUAUUACUCCCUGCUAAUUCAGAGUCUGGGGGACAGAGCUUCAACUUCUCUCAAGAGAUUAUGGGAGAAAGAUUUCAACUUGGUAUUGGAGGAGGGAGUGUGGGCUAGGAUUCUUAAAAACUUCAAGUCUGCAUCUAGAGAUGCAAUGGUGUGUCUAAUGCAAUUCAAGAUUUUAUAUAGAUUUUAUUGGACCCCCUCUAGAUUGUAUAGGUUUGGUCUUAAAGACACACCCACUUGCUGGCGAUGCCAAUCGGAGGAUUUUUUGGUGGUGUAUUGAGAUACACAUAUUCUGGUUGAAGGUUCAGAAUUUUGUGUGUGACGUGGUGGGUGCUCGGGUUUCGUUUUGCCCCAGACUUUGUGUUUUGGGUGAUGGGGCGGUCUUUGAUAUGGGGAAUAGUCACAUAGAGAAUUGGGUUCUGACCUGUGUGAUGAUUGCCAGGCAGAUUAUUUUGAGGGGUUGGAGGUCAGCUGGUGUGCCCCCAUUUCCGGAGUGGUGCAUGGAGAUGGGGAGGGUGGCGGCUUUUGAAGAGGUGUCAUUGGGAAGACGGGGUAACUUAGAUUUGUUUGUCAGGAAAUGGGGCAGUUAUUUAGAGUUUUUGGAGGGCUCUCAGGGUGGGGCGUGGAGAGAGUAGUGUAGUUCAGAUCAUGUGAGCGAAGCGGAGCGGUGUGACACUCCACUCAAUAACUCACUCCAUGCGUGUGCGCUCCACUCAGCCGCUCAUGGCCCAAGCUGACGCUCCGCUCAAGUACCGCUCAUGCUCACCGGUAAAAAAGCGUUCGCUCAAAUCUCGCUCUGACAUUAAAUUUCUCUGUAAUAUACUUGGUUCCAAGCAUGUACACAGGGUUAGCUACAGUGGCCCAAGCAACUGCCCCUUUGCCCUCAUGGGCUGAGGUGCCCCUCUGGGUGAAAUAUAGACUAUAGGCGAACAUUUAUUAAAUUAUCAAAUGAUUAGUAAUGUACACAUCUGAAAUUAUGUGAUUGUAUGUUUUAGUAUAUAAUAUCUCGCUGUUUAUUUUGGACUGGUUUACAACAGCUGUUAGAUAAUCGUUUCUAGACCUUCCUUAUCAUUUGUAAUCAGUCAAAUAUUUCUCUGUUAGCACGUAUGUCAUUGAACAUCUUCAAAUAAUGCCUUAAACAAAUUUCAGUUCUACAUUACCUUUAUUUACUUUAAACAAGUCAUCAAACAUGCCUCUAAAAGUGAUAAAACAUGUGCGUUGGCACAGAAACUCGCAUACGCGCAAAUUUGCGCUUUACAGUUUAAACUGGACCCAAGUGAUACAACCAGAAAACCACAAUCUUUUCAACUUUAAAGUCUGUUUGAGUCGUUUAUGGCAAUAAUGAACACAUGGAUUGGUACCAGGAAAAAUAUUGCAGGUAAAAGUGAAAUUCAUAAUUGUUCUUCAGUUGUCUCCAUGGAAUGAUUAUACUGUAGAUUUGAUACAUUAAUAUGUUUCUGAUUUAAUCAGACUUUGGGUCUGUAAAUUAAAACGUCCUGGUUACUUUCGUAACCUCCGUUCCCUGAUGGAGGGAACGAGACAUUGUGUCGACGUAGUGACACUAGGUGUCAUUCUUGGGAGCCCCAAACACCUCUGCUUUUUGAAAAAAAAAAAAAAACACUCAUUCAGGUUUUGUGUUGAGGAGCCGAGACAAGGUCCCGGCCAUUUCAGGGGGUAGUUCAGCAUUGUGGCAAGAGGGACACAACGUCUCAUUCCCUCCAUCAGGGAACAGAGGUUACGAAAGUAACCAGGACGUUCCCUAUCUGUCACUCACUCGACGUUGUGUCGAUGUAGUGACACUAGGGGUCCCUAUAAAAAACACCACAACUAGCUGAACUGUGUUACGUGGACUGGCGGUGCGAAGUGAAGAAGUGAAGAGGUAACGACCGCAACCAGGAAAUACACAAACGAAGGGGCACUCUCCGUUAAUGCCACUCUUUUAAGAAGGGAAAAUAUACUCUUUUAUUAGGAAGAAUACACUCUUUUAGCACCCAGGGGCGUUCACCAGUGCAAUAGGGGGAGAAGCCGCUGUAAUGCGCUAUAAAUCCAACAGCUUUUCAAAGUGAAUGGAUUGGCAGAGUAAUUCAGCUCGCUGAACACAACCGAUUGGCUCCGAAGAGAAAAUCUGAAUGAGUGGUUGCAUACCAGCUCCUUUUAUACCCGUAUGUCCGGGGAAGUGGCAUGCAAAUUCCACUCACCAAUUCCCAUUGGCCUUUUUUCAAAAAGCAGAGGUGUUUGGGGCUCCCAAGAGUGACCCCUAGUGUCACUACAUCGACACAACUUCGAGUGAGUGACAGAUAGGAAAUGAGUAAUUUCUCAUCCUUAUUUUAUUCAGUUUUAAAGGGUUUAUUAAGUUAUCCAGAAAAGAGCAGUGAAUAUUUUUCUCUUUUUCAGUGUGGUUGCUUUAUCAAUAUUCCCUACAAUUUUAUAUGUAUGAAUCAUAUGCAGUCUAAAUGACUGUGGUUAUUUAUAUAAUAAUUAUUAUAUUAGUAGAUAUCAUGUGCCCCCUUUGUUUUUCCUUGAUAUUUUUAAAGCACUAUAAAGUGAAUCUGGACUUUAUAUGCGUCAAAGGAUCAUAUGUUGUUUGCGCUCUUUAUGUGUACAGCAAGGUUUAACCAUGGAUUUAACAAAUAAAAGAAAAUGUGUCCUGCAGAGAUUUUGUCCAAUAUAUAUUAGAUGAAUUCAUGUUUAAUGAUCCUAAAACAAAUAAAAAUUAAUUAAUUCACAAAUUA